GAACCAGUGACUAAUCACGGUAUUUUGGUUGUCUUAGUGGCUGCCGGGGAAAGAUUUAUGGGCUCAGAAAAUCUUCCCGUAAUAAUCCCUGGGUGCUGAUUUGAUCUCCGGCUGAGGCUUCCCAGGACCGUGUGGAAAGAGGACGGAAAGGGGGCUGCUGUCCCAGGGGUGGUGACGUCUAACUGAUCAGAGUUCAAAAUACAAACAAGAGGAGAAAAGUCAGCGCUCUCUUCUCAUCUGUGUCUGCUCAGAGCCACGCGCUGGCAGCCAGAGAGGAUCCCUUUGGUCUGCCCGUGGAGCAAGAAGGGUCGGGGGCGACGGCUGAGCAGACACGAAGGGCCAUUUAUUGGGACCAUCACCUAGCUCCCUCAUCUGUCACCUGAUGGCCAGCCAGGCAAGUGCUCAGCACAGCUGUGGACCCUUCAUCCUUGCACAACUUGUGGAGGCGAGAAAACUGGAAGUCUGCUGGGCAUUCAAGCAAUGGCUGUUGAGUAAGGCAGCUGUUUCAAUAUCUAAUUGCAUUUUAGCUCUAAUAGCUCAAGGGAAAAGCAUUGCAUUGUCUGCCAUGAGCUACUUCCUGUCCUACUGCAAAGCACACUGCACUGCCGUGCUCGCCCAAUACCAGAGCCUGAGAUCAGAGGGCUUUCUCUGUGACAUUUUGCUGAAAGUGAAAGAAAACGAGUUUCCUGCACACAAGUCCUUGUUAGCAUGCUCCAGCGACUACUUCCGAGCCAUGUUCAAAAGUUAUACCCAAGAGUCUAAAGCCAGUGUCAUUCACCUACAAGUUGUCUCACCCACUGGGCUCCAGCACAUCCUGGAUUUCAUUUACACAUCCUUGCUGCCCCUUUCCUUUGAAAGCCUGGAGGAUACCUUGGAAGCUGCAAGCUACUUGCAAGUGACUGAUGCUAUCGGCUUGUGCAAUCAGUACUUAGUUAACAAUCUUGCCUUGGAAAACUGCUGCUACUCUGCCAAUGUGGCCAGGAAGUUCUACCUGCCAGAUGCCCUAGCAGCUGCAGAAAAAUACAUUAUCAAAAAUGUCUGGAAGCUGCUAGACUUGGAUUUGUCGGGACUCCUUGAGCUGAACUUCAGGUCUUUGCUAGCAGUGAUUCAGUCACCAGAUCUCCCCAUGGUGGAAGAAUGCCGCCUGUUGAAUCUUGUCCUGUUGUGGUUGAAGCAGGAUAAAUCCAGGCUGGAUCAUGCAAGCAGCCUUUUAGAGCACAUAAGAUAUGGUCUCAUCCCAGUGGAAGAGCUGAGAAAAACCUACACACAGUCAGAAGUGUCCCUCUCAGCAGGUAUUAAGUGCAUGAUCAUAAAAGCAAUAAAUUAUCACACAUCUGUAUUCAAACAGCCUGUCCUGCAGGAUAAGUCCACCACACUGAGGAACGAAAAAACUCGGAUCAUUCUGCUGGGGGGAGGCACAGCAAGCGAGGAGCUCGUCACCGACGUGGUGGCCUUCGAUGUUUACAAUCACAAAUGGCGAACCCUCACGCAGCUGCAGGACAGGCUGCAGAACCACAGCGUGUGUGUGGUGGGGAACUUCCUCUAUGUCCUGGGUGGGGAAAUACAAAGUGGUAUCCUGGGUGAUGCUAAAAUUGGAAAGACCUUAUUGGUUACAAACAAGGUCCAUCGGUAUGAUCCAAGAUUUAACGCAUGGACCCAAAUCACAGGCAUGCUGGAAAAGAGAUGCCAGUUUUCUUGCUGUGUCCUAGGCAAGGAUAUCUUUGCCAUUGGUGGAAGGGGUGAGGACGGGUUGCUGCAUUCAUCUGUGGAAGUCUAUGACAUCAGCAGGGAUAGAUGGACCAAGGCCAGGGAAUUGCCAUGCAGGAUACAUGGUCAUGCCAGUGCUGUUUGCAAGAACACCAUAUACAUCUCUGGGGGUAAGUACUCGGCCCCAGCCAGCACAAGCAAUGACGUUUAUUCUCUGAGCUCACUGGAAGGGCAGUGGGUGAAACGUGCCCCAAUGAGCAUUGCUCGGUUUGGGCAUCAGAUGGCAACAAUCAGGGGAUCCAUUUUUACCUUUCUGGGACUAUAUGAACCUUUCUCUGAAAUAGAAAGGUAUGACCCGGAUCAAAACCAAUGGACUCGGUUGAAACCACUGGUCUACGAUCGAUUCUCCUAUGGCCUGGCAGUGGUAGAGGAGACAGCUCUUCUUAUUGGGGGAAAGAAAUGGCAAAACUCGCUGGAGGUGUCCACACAAGACGUGGUUGGCUAUGACAUCGACAACGAUGGCUGGGAAGAGAUCUGCAAGGCCCCUCUGCCGUGGUGUGGGCUGCAGUGCGCCGUGCUCCAGCUCUCCGAGGUGCCCGAGGAGCAGGACAGCGACAGCCACCAGAAGAAGCUGCCCAACUGCUGAGCUCCCAUGCUGAGGAAUAUCCAUCCCAGGAGAUGAGCGAGCAGGACGGUCCUGGAGAAGAAGAAAAUUGCAGUGGCUCUGAAUGUGACAGUGGAACCUUUGCUUGGAUAAGCCAAACGCUUGGUGGAAACAGGCAAAAAAAUCUGGCUCCAACACAGGAAACACAUAGAGGAUUUAUAAAGCUCGAAGCUGAUCUCACUGAGCAAGGAUGUAGCAAGUAGCAUGCUUAGAGGUGAUGAGUGAGAAUUGUAAUCCUUGACUUUUGGAUAAUACCUAGAUAGCAAUUAGUAGGUGUUGCAAGUGGGAUUUUUCAAAUAUUAAAAAAUAUAAUCCGUC
Messenger RNA from Pyrgilauda ruficollis (rufous-necked snowfinch), 2689 nucleotides. It is a transcript of the gene KLHL34, whose product is annotated as kelch like family member 34. The record is from RefSeq and is a predicted model, not a curated record. NCBI's taxonomy places the organism in Eukaryota, Metazoa, Chordata, Aves, Passeriformes, Passeridae. Gene Ontology annotation, molecular function: protein binding. The transcript has 2 exons. The coding region runs from base 383 to 2353 and encodes 656 amino acids.